AUGACAUCAUCGUUUUCACGGAAGAGCUCAUCCCUACGCCCUAAUCCAGUCUUCAACGGGUUUACCCUCCGGAGUGAGCGCUUUGACGGGAUGAAGGAGUAAUCUCUCUCAGACAGCGGAUAUUUCAGCACACCUGUACAAGUCUCACUGAGAGAUGUUUGUUUCUGUUUCGUUUUGAUUCGAGCUUGAAGUGUCGGUGCUGAACGAACAUCAGUGAGUUUGACGUGUUUUCAUAUACAGGUAAGAUGUCAGACUUUGAGAAGAGGAAGAGAUCUUCAUCUCCAGAUCGCAGCUGUGUGUCUCUGAAGAGCAAUCAAUCUAUGGAUUAUCCUGUUAAAUUCAGUGAUGGACCAGUGACCUCUGACCCCAGUAUCUUCAGGAAGAGAUCUUCAUCUCCAGAUCCCAGCUGUGUGUCUCUGAAGAGCAAUCAAUCCAUGGGUCCUCCUGUUAAAUUCAGUGAUGGACCAGUGACCUCUGACCCCAGAGAUGAUCAGACUGGAGACCAGGAUUCUCCUCAAGCAGUAGAUGAUGAACUCCAGAGAGUCAAAGACCAGCUCAAGACCAGCAUGAAGAACAAGUAUGAGAGAUUAUUUGAGGGACUGAACCUCCAGGAGAAUGAAACCCUCCUAAACAGGAUCUACACACAGCUCUACAUCAUAGAGGGAGAGAGUGAAGGAGUGAAUGAACAACAUGAGGUUUUCCAGAUGGAGAUUACAGCCAGAACACAACACUCAGAAGACACUCCAAUCGACUGCAAUGACAUCUUUAAAGCCUCACCUGAACCAGGAUGUGAGGAGAAACACCAGAUCAAGACUGUUCUUACUAAAGGCAUCGCUGGAAUCGGAAAAACCGUCUCUGUGCAGAAGUUCAUUCUGGACUGGGCCGAGGGAAAAGCCAAUCAGGCUGUAGAUUUCAUGUUUGUGCUUCCGUUUCGAGAGCUGAACUUGAUCCGAGAUCAUCAGUACAGUCUUCACAGACUUCUGCUGGACUUUCAUCCUGAACUUCAAGAUCUGGACUCAAAGAUUUAUGAGGAGUGUAAAGUUGUGUUCAUCUUUGAUGGUCUGGAUGAAAGCAGAAUGAGAUUGAGGUUUUCAGAUGCUCAGAAAGUUUCUGAUGUGACUGAGACUUCAUCAGUGGGUGGGUUGAUGUCAAACCUCAUGACAGGAGAGCUGCUUCCCUCAGCUCUCAUCUGGAUCACCUCCAGACCAGCAGCAGCCAAUCAGAUCCCCUCCAAAUACAUCAACCGUCUGACAGAAAUUCAGGGAUUCAAUGAGCCUCAGAAGGAGGAAUAUUUCAGGAAGAGAAUCAGUGACGAGCAUCAAGCCAGCAGAAUCAUCUUACACAUCAGAAGAGCAAGAAGCCUCCACAUCAUGUGCCACAUACCCGUCUUCUGCUGGAUCUCAUCCACUGUGCUUCAGAAGCUCCUGGAAGAAGAUCUGAGUGCAGAAAUCCCUCAAACUCUGACUGAAAUGUACAUCCACUUCCUGCUGAUUCAGAUCAACAUGAGGAACCAGAAGUAUGAAAAGAGAAAACGAAAAAAACUCCUAAAGUCCAACAGAGAAGUGAUUGUGAAACUUGCUGAAGUGGCUUUCAAUCAGCUGAUGAAGGGCAAUGUGAUGUUCUAUGAGGAGGACCUGAGAGAGAGCGGCAUAGACGUCACUGACGCCUCGGUGUAUUCUGGGAUUUGCACUGAGAUCUUUAAGGAGGAAUCUGUGAUUCAUCAGAGGAAAGUCUACAGCUUCAUUCAUCUGAGCUUUCAGGAGUUUCUAGCUGCUUUCUAUCUGUUUUAUUCACAUGUGAUCAAGAACAAGAAACCACUGGAUGAAUUCGGAUUUUACAGAUCUGAUGAAGACUCUCUGUAUGCUCUACAAACAUCAGCAGUAGAUAAAGACUCUCUGUAUUCUCUACUAACAUCAGCAGUAGAUAAAGACUCUCUGUAUGAUCUACUAACAUCAGCAGUAGAUAAAGCAGUUGAGAGUCAGAAUGGACAGCUGGAUCUGUUCCUGCGGUUCCUGCUGGGCGUCUCACUGGAGUCCAAUCAGAUACUCUUACAGAAUCUACUGACACACACAGAGAACAGCUCAGAGAGCAUCAGGAGAACCACACAGUACAUUAAAGAGACGAUCAAAGAUGGAUAUCAUCUCUCUACUGAAAGAUCCAUCAAUCUGUUCCUCUGUCUGCUGGAAGUCAAAGAUCAGACUCUGUCCAGACAGAUUCAGGAGUUUGUGAAAUCAGACAAACACUCAGAGGAGUUUCUCUCUCCGUCUCACUGCUCAGCAAUCGCCUACAUGAUUCAGAUGUCAGAGGAGCCGCUGGAUGAGCUGAACCUCAUGAAAUACAACACAUCAGCUGAGGGGAGAAGAAGACUGAUACCAGCUGUGAUCAACUGCAGAAAAGCUCAAUUUUCUGGCUGUAAUCUCUCAGAUCAGCAUUGUGAAAUUGUGUCUUCAGUUCUACAAUCCUCAAACUCUGUCCUGAGAGAGCUGGAUCUGAGUAAAAAUGACCUACAGGACUCUGGUGUCAACUUCAUUUCUGAUGGACUGAAGAGUCCAAACUGUCAGCUGCAGAUCCUGAGACUUGCUGGCUGUAAUCUCACUGCUCAGCAUUGUGAAAUUGUGUCUUCAGCUCUACAAUGCUCAAACUCUGUCCUGAGAGAGCUGGAUCUGAGUAAAAAUGACCUACAGGACUCUGGUGUCAACUUCAUUUCUGAUGGACUGAAGAGUCCAAACUGUCAGCUGCAGAUCCUGACUCUUGCUGGCUGUAAUCUCUCAGAUCAGCAUUGUGAAACUGUGUCUUCAGCUCUACAAUCCUCAAACUCUGUCCUGAGAGAGCUGGAUCUGAGUAACAAUGACCUACAGGACUCUGGUGUCAACUUCAUUUCUGAUGGACUGAAGAGUCCAAACUGUCAGCUGCAGAUACUGAGGUUGUCUGGCUGUAUGGUGACAGAUGAAGGCUGUGGUUAUGUGUCUUCAGCUCUGAGUUCAAACCCCUCACACCUGAGAGACCUGGAUCUGAGCUACAAUCACCCAGGACAAUCAGGAGUGCAGCUGCUCAACCACAAACUGGAGGAUCCAAACUAUAAACUGCAGAUACUCAAUGUGGAUCAUGGAGGAGAGGUCAUGAUGACAGCAGGACUACGAAAGUACAUUUCAGAGACCAACUUUCAUCCAGAUAAUCCAGUGAUCCGGAAUCUUCUAAUGGACAGAAAUGGUUCUGGGAAAAGCUCAUCUGGAAACACUAUACCAGGGGCCAGUUGUUCAAAAAGUUUAAUCUGGAUCAGAAUGAUCUGGAUUUGGAAAUCCCAUGUUUUACCAUCCAGGAUCAGUUCAGUCAACAAAGCCCUGCCCACUGCAAUUCACUUAAUGAAGCUCCUCCCACAUCAGUUCUCCAAUAAAUGCUGGAAUAUUCCCAUCAGACGAGCACUGAAGCAUCAGGAAGAGCUGAAAACUGCAAAGAACAUGAGUGAUCCAGAACCCUGCAGAAUGAAACACACUGAAGAUACUGAAGAACAAAGAGGUUGGUGUUUAUUUUUCAUCCAUUCAUGAUGCUGAACAACAUUCAUGUUAGAAAGAUUCAAGCACUUCUGCACAUUUAGAGAAACAGUUGAACUAUGAAAUGAUACAUAAUGUUCAUUUUUAAUACUUUAAUACAAAAAAGUUUGAGAAAUCUUCAUAUUGAUUGUCAACAUCAGAUCAAACUAAAUAUUUAUUUUACGUGUGUUUCAUAUCUGGUUCACAAUUUGCAGGAGUGUUACCCAAAUAGAGGCAUUUUCAAUAUAGUUUUCAACAUUGAAAACUAUAUUGAAUAACACUGAUGAUAUUUGUCACUGAUGAUAUUUGUCAAAUUGCGCCACGAUAUCGACUAGGCAGAACAAUUCUCCCGACAACUAUAGAUAAAUUCACAAAUAAUCUGCCUGAUCUGUCUCAGCUGCUCAUCGUACCCAAACACGCAAAUGAUCUUGAGGAAAUGACUAGCAGUAUGUGCACCAUUUUUACUAGUACAUUAGAUACUGUUGCACCGAUGAGAUUAAAAAAGGUUAGAGAGAAAAAUACUGUACCAUGGUACAACAGUAUUACUCGCGCUAUGAAAAGAGAAACUCGUAAUCUAGAACGCAAAUGGAGACAAACUCGUUUAGAGGUCUUCAGAAUCGCAUGGAAAGACAGUUCGUCCCGCUAUAGAAAGACUCUAAAAACAGCCAGGGCCGAGCAUCUCCGCAAACUCAUAGAGAAUAACCAAAACAAUCCACGGUUCUUAUUUAGUACAGUGGCUAGAUUAACAAAUAAACAGAUAUCACCAGAACAAAAUGUUUCAUUACAGUUUAGUAGUGAUGACUUUAUGAAUUUCUUUAAUGAAAAAAUCGAAAGUAUCAGAAAUAAAAUUGUAAAUGUACAACCUUUGACAGAGUUUAAUGAUUCAGCUUUAAUUAUCGCCCCUCAAGAACAGUUGCAGUGCUUUACAACUAUAGGACAGGAAGAGCUACAUAAACUUAUCACUGCGUCUAAACCAACAACAUGUUUAUUAGAUCCAAUACCCACUAAACUACUGAAAGAGCUGU
This is a messenger RNA of Megalobrama amblycephala (Wuchang bream), 4555 nucleotides long. Its product is annotated as NACHT, LRR and PYD domains-containing protein 12-like. Bases 246 to 3545 code for a protein of 1099 amino acids. The transcript has 11 exons. The record is from RefSeq and is a predicted model, not a curated record. Gene Ontology annotation, molecular function: protein binding. Lineage: Eukaryota; Metazoa; Chordata; Actinopteri; Cypriniformes; Xenocyprididae.